Messenger RNA from Eremomyces bilateralis CBS 781.70, 2003 nucleotides. Its product is annotated as putative allantoate permease. Gene Ontology annotation, biological process: transmembrane transport. The record is from RefSeq and is a predicted model, not a curated record. The coding region runs from base 1 to 1719 and encodes 572 amino acids. NCBI's taxonomy places the organism in Eukaryota, Fungi, Ascomycota, Dothideomycetes, Eremomycetales, Eremomycetaceae. The transcript has 11 exons. Gene Ontology annotation, molecular function: transmembrane transporter activity. Gene Ontology annotation, cellular component: membrane.
AUGGCAGUCGAACGCUCCAGGGACAAGUCGGAAGAUGACUCCGGCCUAUCUUCCGAACAGCUUGACGUGGGGCCUGCGGUGACAAAAGUUGUCUUGGACGAUGCAAAGUUAGUGACAACGAAAGGCAACAUUAUAACCAAAGAGGGGGCUAUCGUAGCCACUGGAGAAGUCGACUCGAGCAUUUCGGCCAAUCCCUUUGCGGAUCCCCAGAUCCGAGACUACUACAUUGGUGUCUAUGAGAAAGCAAAAUAUGAGUGUCGACAUGUCUUCGACGCGGAUGCCACAUGGACAAAAGAAGAGGAGAAGAAGAUCAUUAGGAAACUCGACUGGCAUGUAUGCUUGUGGGCAUGCAUCAUGUUCUUUAGUCUACAGAUCGAUCGUGGAAACAUCAAUCAAGCCGUUUCGGGAACUUUUUUAAAGGAUCUUAACCUUAAUACUAAUGAUUACAAUCUUGGACAUACCGUGUUCCUAGUAUCUUUCCUCUUAGCCGAGUUGCCAUCUCAAUUAAUCUCAAAAAAGUUCGGUCCAGACCGCUGGAUUCCUACCCAAAUGGUCUUAUGGUCCAUAGUCGCCAUGUCGCAAGCAGGACUUCGAGGCAGAUCCGGAUUUCUUGCAACUCGGUCUCUGCUUGGAAUGCUUGAAGGUGGUUUCAUCCCAGACCUAAUACUUUGGCUCUCCUACUUUUACACCGGCCGGGAGCUCCCCAUUAGGUUGAGCUACUUCUGGACAGCCCUAGGCCUCACUGGUAUCAUUGCUUCUCUCCUUGCCUUUGGAAUCUUCCAUCUCGAAGGCCACCAUGGUCUUGCAGGCUGGAGGUGGAUCUUCUUAAUCGAAGGGUCGAUGACAUUUGGCAUUGGCAUUACGUCCUUCUUCCUCAUGCCAGCUUCUGCAGCCCAGACAAAGACGUGGUUUCGACCUAAGGGAUGGUUUACUGAUCGCGAACUUACUAUUGUGGUGAACCGAGUGCUACGAGACGAUCCCAGCAAAGGAGACAUGCAUAAUCGACAGGCAAUCACCCCAAGUCGACUGUGGGCUGCACUGAAAGAUUAUGAUCUCUGGCCGCUUUACGUGCUCGGCGCCAUCUGCAAUGUUCCAUCGGGGCCACCCACUUACUAUCUCACGCAAAGUCUUCGAAAUCUUGGGUUUAGUACAUUCCACACCAACCUUCUUACCAUUCCAUCAGCGGUGGGAGGUAUAAUCACUCUUCUCCUCAUUACCCGGCUAAGCGAAAAAAUCAAUGAACGCGGGCUUGUCGUCAUACUACAAUCCUUAUGGACCCUUCCUUGCAUUAUUGCUCUCAGAGUGUGGCCAGGUCUUAUGAAAGAGCAAUGGGCAACCUAUGCUCUACUCACCGUUUUACUAAGUGGUCCAUCUGGCUAUGCUAUUAACGUGGCUUGGGUGUCGAGAAACUCGAAUAACGUUGGCUCUCGCAGCGUAUCUGCCGCUCUAUUCAAUAUAUGCGCUCAAAUUUGCAGCAUUAUCUCGGCAAACAUCUAUCGUGAAGAUGACAAGCCGUUAUACAAGCGAGGUAACCAAGUCUUGAUUGGAAUCAACGUACUGAGCAUUGUUCUGUUUCUUAACGCAAAGAUAUACUUCGUCGUUAAGAACAAAAUUCGUGAACGCAAAUGGAAUGCGAUGACCCCCGAGGAGCGCGUUGACUACACAUACAAUACUACGGACACUGCUAGUCACCGACUCGACUUCCGAUUUGCGCAUUGAGACUCAAUGAGUCAAUGUCCGAUAUAUCGAGCUCUAUUCGGCUUCACUUGUCCCGCGCCUAGACCUAUUCUAAACGUCCUAUAAUUUAACGAUAAUAAAAAUCUCCCGGGAGCUGGCAGCUGUCAUGGUUCCAGGCCUGUGGCCUGUCUCCUGAAUGAUAGUCACGUGACUAAGUCAACUGUCGAAGUCUUGGACAUCGCGCACGCGUCGUAGAUAGCUCUUCUUCUUUAGCUUUGCAAUAAAUGAAAGUGGUUCUCGUAACUUCUGCGAUCAAACCGUCUCAC